Messenger RNA from Chrysoperla carnea, 1381 nucleotides. RefSeq names its product tubulin alpha-8 chain-like. The transcript is spliced from 3 exons. The coding region runs from base 38 to 1381 and encodes 447 amino acids. NCBI's taxonomy places the organism in Eukaryota, Metazoa, Arthropoda, Insecta, Neuroptera, Chrysopidae. Gene Ontology annotation, molecular function: GTP binding; structural constituent of cytoskeleton. Gene Ontology annotation, cellular component: cytoplasm; microtubule. The record is from RefSeq and is a predicted model, not a curated record. Gene Ontology annotation, biological process: mitotic cell cycle; microtubule cytoskeleton organization.
AAUAAAUCACAAUUAAAAUAAUUAUAAAAGAAUAAAAAUGCGUGAAAUUGUAUCAAUUCAUAUUGGACAAGCUGGUUGUCAAAUUGGUAAUGCAUGUUGGGAACUAUAUUGUUUAGAACAUGGUAUAAAUCCAGAUGGACAAAUCCAUGUAAAUGAUUGUCGUGAUGAAAGUUUUAUGACAUUCUUCAAUGAAACACAUUGUGGUAAAUUUGUACCACGAGCGUUAUUUAUUGAUUUAGAACCGACAGUUGUGGAUGAAAUACGUACUGGAACGUAUCGACAAUUAUUUCAUCCUGAACAAUUAAUUACUGGUAAAGAGGAUGCAGCAAAUAAUUAUGCUCGAGGUCAUUACACUAUUGGCAGAGAGAUAAUUGAUGUGUGUGUGGAUCGAUUGCGUAAAGUGAUCGAUCAGUGCAGUGGAUUACAAGGAUUUUUAAUAUUCCAUUGUUUUGGUGGUGGAACUGGAUCAGGAUUCACUUCCCUUUUGAUGGAACAGUUAUCCUGCGAAUAUAGUAAAAAAGCGAAAAUUGAAUGGUGUGUUUAUCCAGCUCCACAAAUAUCCACUGCCGUAGUGGAACCAUAUAAUUCUGUUUUGGCCACACAUUCCACGUUAGAACAUGCGGAUUGUACAUUUAUUGCCGAUAAUGAAGCGAUUUAUGAUAUUUGCCGACGUUGUUUAAAUAUUGAACGACCCACAUAUACAAAUUUAAAUCGUUUAAUUGGACAAAUUGCUUCGUCGAUUACAGCAGCCGUACGUUUUGAAGGGGCAUUAAAGAUUGAUUUAGCUGAUUUCCAAACGAACUUAGUUCCAUAUCCAAGAAUACAUUUCCCGCUAGUGACAUAUGCACCGAUUAUUUCAAUGGAACGUGCUUAUCAUGAAUCAAUUCAUGUUGCGGAUAUAACCAGUGCCUGUUUUGAUCCACUCUAUCAAACUGUGAAAUGCAAUCCUAGAAAUGGGAAAUAUAUGGCUUGUUGUAUGCUGUAUCGUGGUGAUGUUAUUCCCAAAGAUGUUAACGCAUCAAUUGCCUUAAUUAAAACUAAACGAACAAUACAAUUUGUUGAUUGGUGUCCGACGGGUUUUAAGGUUGCAAUUAAUUACCAACCACCGACAGUGGUACCAGGUGGUGAUUUAGCAAAAGUUACACGAGCCGUUUGUAUGUUAGCUAAUACUACAGCCAUAUCGGAUGCAUGGGCUCGACUGGAUUAUAAAUUUGAUUUGAUGUAUUCAAAACGUGCAUUUGUACAUUGGUAUGUAGGAGAGGGAAUGGAAGAAGGUGAAUUUAAUGAAGCACGAGAAGAUUUAGCUGCCUUGGAGAAGGAUUACGAAGAAGUUGGUACGGAUAGUUUUGAUCAAUGUGGCUAUGAAGAAGAUGGAUUUUGA